Neurospora tetrasperma FGSC 2508 is the source of this 1296-nucleotide messenger RNA. RefSeq lists its product as uncharacterized. NCBI's taxonomy places the organism in Eukaryota, Fungi, Ascomycota, Sordariomycetes, Sordariales, Sordariaceae. The coding region runs from base 1 to 1296 and encodes 431 amino acids. The transcript has 14 exons. The record is from RefSeq and is a predicted model, not a curated record.
AUGAUACCUACCUACCCAGCAGCCAGGACCCAUGGAAUCCUCAACAAACCAAACCCAUUAAUCAUUCAUCCUCAUGACCCCCGCAAAUCAUCAUCUCGCUCUACACUACCGAAGCCCAGAGGCCCUCAAGACACGUACGCACUCAACAUCAACAAAAGAGCCUCCCCUCCCCUCCCCCUCCCCCACUUCGGAACAGCCAAAGAGUCAUCCAUGCUCAAGGCAAGCUCCCAUCUCCACACACUUGAUGUCAUAAUAAACUCAAAGAUCGAAAGAAAGGGAGCCAAGACGGACUCUUCCAACGUUCCAGAGACAGGGAUACCUGGGUCGGUACACGUGUACUGGGUACCUGGGUACCUUUCUAAGCAAGGGUUGGGGCCGGACCGGACAGACGACGGUGAUCGCAUGGGUCGGGGUCUGGUUCUAGUACAUAGUUGUACUCAGCCAGAUCUGGGAAGGAAGGAAGCAUUGCUGGAAGGAAGCAGGGAAGGAAUUAAAAAGAAGAAGAAGAAGAAGUGCAUCUACAUUCAACUCUCAACCCCAACUUCCAAUUCCAAUUUCAGUGGAUUGAAGGCUCAAAGCACACCCACUCACUGGGAUCCUACCCUAUCAAGUUUACCAACAGCACGGUUCAAGCACAUGACUAUUACAGCCCGAUACUAUACCUACCUCUACCUAUACUUAAUUACCACGUUUUUCGUAACAUCACAAGCACGUGUUUGUACAACCUCGACACUUCGAUACCUCGAUAUCCUCGCCCGCAACAUACUACUCCCAUUCCCACCUUGCUACUCCCACUCCCCCAAUCCCACUCACAUUUACUCCCACCUACUCCCACUUACUUCCACUUACCAAGUACUUCCACCGCUUUACGAGGAAAAUGGAAUCCACAAAUAUAAGUCUCGUGCUACACCCAACCAAGCGGGAAUGAAUAACGCACGCACGCACGCACGCACGCACGCACGUAGUAAGCCGCCUCAGUCAGGUACCAACCAGUCAGUCGGUUUCCGUGAUGUACCGCGUAGGAACAACCCAACCAACAGGCUGUCAUCGGUGCACGCCAUUGCGAGUUGCGUUUGCGUGUUGGAAGGUGCAUCGUGGCGCAUGGAUCUUGGUUGCAGUAUCCAAGGAAUCAGCGAUCACGGUGAGAAACCCUUAGGUAGCCGGAACAACCAACCUACCAACUCCUUUGCUUCCACCGAUGAAAUAUGUGCAGCGAUACAGAUUGGAUUGCAGUGUCUAGACGAAGUGGCGAUGCAAAUUCAUAGGCUCGGUCUCUAUGAACGUCAACGAACAUGA